Messenger RNA from Notechis scutatus (mainland tiger snake), 2065 nucleotides. RefSeq names its product NOP2/Sun RNA methyltransferase 5 (gene NSUN5). Lineage: Eukaryota; Metazoa; Chordata; Lepidosauria; Squamata; Elapidae. The record is from RefSeq and is a predicted model, not a curated record. Gene Ontology annotation, cellular component: nucleolus. Gene Ontology annotation, molecular function: RNA methyltransferase activity. Gene Ontology annotation, biological process: rRNA base methylation.
GUGCGCGCCGGAGGCUCCCGAAGUCCGGAUUCCAUACAACCGGAGGAAGAUGCGGCAGCGCAGGCAGGGAAACGGCGGGACGUUUGGUCUUUAUGGUGUCGCUGCUUCUAUCCUGGCAAAGCUGGAGCGUCGGGAAGGUUCCCUUAAGACUCUCGUCUAUGGAAGUCACUUCCCGAGUGCACGGUUGCUCUACGCCCUUGUUUCAGAAACACAUCGCUAUUCUUCUGUACUGGAUUCCAUCAUAGAUGCUGCUGGUUUGUUCCGUGCUGAAAAAAAGCUGCAGCCACAUCUGGCCAAGGUGCUGGUAUAUGACUUACUCAUUGGCAAGGGGCUUCGUGGUGGAGGACGUGGGAAGGCCCUGGUAUUGAAGCAUCAUGCGCGUCUCCAGGCUGAGCUUGCCCGCUUGAAGGUCCAGAAAAAAGUGAGCCGCAAUGAAGAUCUUCUGCCACCAGCUGGAGGAUCUGGCAAAGCACUUAAGAUGCCGCGCUAUGUCCGAGUGAAUUUAUUGAAGACCUGUGUGGAUGAUGUUGUUGAUUACUUCAAACGCCAGGGCUACUCUUACCAGGGCAAAGCAGCCAGUAUGGAGGAAGCGAUCUUAUCCAGGAAGAAAUUCCUGCUGGACUUCCAUCUUCCCAAUCUGCUGAUCUUCCCUCCUCAGACAGAUCUUCAUGAGAACCAGCUCUAUCAGGCUGGGCACAUCAUUCUCCAGGACAAGGCCAGCUGCCUCCCUGCCUUUGUCCUGAACCCCACUCCAGGGUCCCAGGUAAUUGAUGCCUGUGCUGCUCCUGGCAACAAAACCAGCCAGCUGGCUGCCAUCAUGAAGAACAAAGGGCAGAUCUUUGCCUUUGAUCUCGAUGCCAAGCGGCUGGCCACCAUGAGCACUAUGUUGGUACGAGCAGGGGUCACCUGCCAUCAGCUGGCACAUCAAGACUUCUUAGCAACAGAUCCCACUGACUCCAAGUACAGCAAAGUGAGAUACAUUCUCCUGGAUCCUUCAUGCAGCGGCUCAGGUAUGGUCAAUCGCCUGGCAGAGGUGGAAAGCACCUCCCCGCCUAAGCGACUGCAGGCACUUGCUGGGUUCCAGCGAAAAAUGCUGGCACAUGCAUUGCAGUUCCCUGCCCUUCAACGGCUGGUUUAUUCCACAUGCUCGGUGCACCAAGAGGAGAAUGAAGAUGUGGUGCAGGAUGUGUUGGAGCAGGAGGGAAGCGCCUUCAGACUGGUAGAAGUGCUGCCAUCCUGGACCCCUCGUGGCUUACCUGUUUUCCCUGAAGCGAAGUGCUUUCUCCGAGCAUCACCAGAAGAAACACUGACCAAUGGAUUCUUUGUAGCAGUGUUGGAAAGGAAGCACAAAGCAUGUGCAGCAAGUUCUGCAAUGCUGCUUUCAGAGGCUGGCAGUAAAUUAGAAACAAAUCCCAAUCCAGCAACCAGGAAACGAAAAAAGAAGAAACAGAUGGCUUUUCCAAAUAAGUGAAAUUCUUCAGAAGCUUCCUGGUCUUUAUCAAUGGACUUUGCAAGGGAAAGACCUUGGAUGGAAAUAAAAGUCAACUUUUCAGUUAGUCAGUGUGGAUGUAGUGAAAUGGGAACUUGGUAGAAAAACCGGGCUUUGGCAAAAACAUUGUAAACCAAGGUCAUGUGACCACAGGAUACUCCAAUACCCAUAAAUGUGGGGCAGCUGCUGAGCACCCAAAAUGCAGUCAUGACUCUGGGGCUUGGGGAAGCCACCGGAAUUUGGAACCAGGUGUAAUGGGGUGGGGUGGGGAAGACCACCUGUAUGGAGGUCUUGAGAGAAAUUGAGUUGGAAAGUUCACCCCUAUCCUGUGGGAAGACGACCCUUUUCAAUGUUUGUAGGAAAAAGGUAUGAAAGGAAAGUGAAAACCACUGGAACAGAGACUAGCAUCUUUUAUUGAUCUGUCAAGCCACUCCAGGAGGCUAUCUGGCCAAAAAAACAGUAAAAAACAUUCUGGCUCAAGCAGUUUUAUUUUAAAUCAACAUAAGCAAGGAAAAGAAAUUGCACAGUCACACUAAAACCCUUGACAGGAAUGAUCCAAGUCUCCAUUGCAACUUU